Rotaria sp. Silwood1 is the source of this 1278-nucleotide messenger RNA. NCBI's taxonomy places the organism in Eukaryota, Metazoa, Rotifera, Eurotatoria, Philodinida, Philodinidae. The record is from the annotation of a GenBank genome assembly.
AUGCAUAAUAACCAAGCUUACACAGAGUUCGGCACUAAAAAUAUUGGCCCACAUAAAUGGUGGCAUCAUCGUUGGGCUAAGAUUAUUUUUAUCUCUUUUAUUGUUCUAACAAUACUUGCAGUUACCCUCUCUCUAGUGUUAAAAUUCGCCGUUUUUCGACCGAAGAAAUCAGAAAUCACGACUACCACUACAACACCACCAUUAACAACAACAGCACCAACAUCAUUAGCAUCAUCAUCAACGAUACCUACGACCACAACUCAGCAGUCUAGAUGGGCUUAUACUGGUAACAUGAAUUAUGAACGAGAAGACCAUACAGCAUGCGUAUUAAUAGAUGAAAAAGUGCUAGUUGCCGGUGGACGGAAUGAUGCUGGUUCUCUGAAUACUGUUGAGCUGUAUGAUCCAUCAACAGGAUUUUGGACAAUGACUGGUAGCAUGAAUAUUGCACGAGCAGAACACGCAGCCUCCAUAUUAACAAAUGGAAAGGUGUUAGUUACUGGUGGAGAAAAUGAUAUUGGUGAUAUUCUAAAUAGUACUGAGCUAUAUGAUCCAUCAACAGCAACUUGGACAAUGACUAGUAGUAUGAAUACUGCACGAAAAGAACACACAGCCUCCGUAUUAACAAAUGGAAAGAUAUUAGUUACUGGCGGAUAUAAUGGUACAGAUUAUAUAAAGAGUGUUGAGUUGUACGAUCCAUUAACAGACACUUGGACAUAUACUAGUGAUAUGAAUUAUCAACGAGCAGGGUAUAUCCAAUCUGUCUUAACCAAUGGAAAAGUAUUAGUCGCUGGUGGAUUAGAUGAUACGCAUCUAAAUAGUGCUGAGUUGUAUAAUCCAUUAACACAAACUUGGACAAUUACAAACAACAUGACUCAUGCUCGAUGGACUCCUACAGCAUCUGUAUUAACAAAUGAAAAAGUGUUAGUUGCUGGUGGACUAACUGAUGAUUAUGUCUAUAAUGCAGAGUUGUAUGAUCCAUCAACAGAAACGUGGACAACUACUGGUAGCAUGAAUAUUAGUCGAGAAGAUCACACAGCAUCCAUAUUAAUAAAUGGGGAUGUAUUAGUUGCUGGUGGAUUUAGUGGUGGUUAUCUAACUGCUAGUGCUGAGUUGUAUCAUCCAUCAACAGAAACUUGGAUAACUGCGGGUGAGAUGAAUAUUGGACGCUUUGGUCACACAGCAACCGUAUUAAUAAAUGGAAAGGUGCUAGUUGCUGGUGGAAGUAAUGGUGGAAUUUUGAAUAGUACAGAACUAUAUGAAUCAUUUCAAAUAAACUAA